AUGGAAGAACAAAAUGUUAGUGAACCAAAUCAAAAUACAACAUUAGCCGAAGAAGAACAACUAUAUUUGCAAGCAGCUUUUCUAUCUGAUGUGAUGCAAAUUCUGAACCCAGCAGUUGAUAAUGUUGAGAAUGAGUAUAUGCAGCCUGUACUGCUGGAUACAACAUCAUUGUUCAUUGAUCGUGAACUUCCACAACCUGCUGAAUAUGUUGAAGAUGUUUCUAACACAUUUGGUGCUACUCAACCAAUUACCACUAACGAUACGAUGCGAUUAGACAAAACACCAAACAAAACUACGACUCGAAAGCAAAAAACCAAGCGCAAAUUUAUUCUUCCUGAGUUUGAUGUGCUAGAGAAGCCGGUCGAAUACACUUGGGAAGCAUCUCCGGAAUCAGCCGAACUCAUCUAUAACGAUCGAAGAAUUCAAGUAAACAUGAAAGAUUUUAAUGUCCUUCAAUAUCUCGGCCAGGGAAACUUUGGUUGGGUUGCUAGCGUUAAUAUUACGGGACAUCUUGAUGUUCGUAUGGCCGUCAAACGCAUUACACUUUCAACAAAAGAAGAACGAGCCUCUGCAAGGCGUACUGAACUAAAAAUGAUGCAAGAAUUAGGCUCCUGCAAGUGUCCAUAUAUCAUUGACUACUAUGGUGCAAUGAUUGAUACAUACCAUAGUGAACUGUGUAUUUGCAUGGAGUUAAUGGAUACAACAGUCAAGAAAUUCUAUGAAACUAUGCAUCUACUAGGAGAUAUUCUUUCUAGCAGUCUUGACCGUUUUCUAUGCCGUCUGAUCCAUAAUAUUGCUUCGGCACUUGAAUUCUUGGCACAGAAAAACUAUCUUCAUCGAGAUAUCAAACCAGACAAUAUACUCCUAAGUAUUCUUGGUUUCUUUAAACUAAGUGAUUUUGGUACAUGUUGCGAAAUAAAUGAAACGAAUUCGGUACAGAGUGGUCUUAUGGGUACUAUUGCCUAUUUUUCACCUGAACUUGUGAAAGUACCGUCAAAACCGAGCUCUAUUCAAAGUGAUAUGUGGGCUUUGGGUAUUACUUUGCUCGAAAUUGUCAUCGGCAAACAUCCAUGUCUUGCUUCGAAUGAUUCUGAUCAGUAUUUGAAAAUUGCAACAUGGAAUCCAGAAGUUCCCACGAUGAUCAUCUUCGACUAUAUGCAAAAGUUUAUUUUAUACUUAUUGAAGAAAGAAUCUGAACAGCGACCUGGUUCUUAUAUCGAGAUUCUCAAUAUGUCUUUUAUUCGAGAUCUAUCUGAACAACCAACCAACGACGAAUGUAAUUUUGUUGCUGAUGUAAUGCAGAUUAGUUAUGAAUGUACCGGUUAA
This is a messenger RNA of Rotaria sordida, 1326 nucleotides long. The record is from the annotation of a GenBank genome assembly. Lineage: Eukaryota; Metazoa; Rotifera; Eurotatoria; Philodinida; Philodinidae.